AUACACACACACAUACAAAAGAAACUGAUAAGUGAAAAAUAUAUAUAUAUAUAUAUAUAUAUGGAGGAAGAAAACCAUGGUAAUAGGCCUCAUGAAGAAAGCCCGGAAAGCCCGUGUUUAAAAAGUAACACGAACAACCACCACCACCAUCAUAACAACAAAGAACAAGAUAGGUUUCUUCCCAUAGCAAAUGUAGGCCGGAUAAUGAAGAAAGUGAUUCCUGGUAAUGGAAAAAUCUCCAAGGAUGCCAAAGAAACUGUACAAGAAUGUGUGUCGGAGUUCAUUAGCUUUGUCACUGGCGAGGCUUCUGAUAAAUGCCAAAGAGAAAAGAGGAAGACUAUCAAUGGCGAUGAUAUCAUAUGGGCUAUUACCACCUUAGGGUUUGAAGACUAUGUAAGCCCUCUAAAGGUGUACCUCGAAAAGUACAGAGAGAUUGAAGGCGAGAAGGUUAAUACUCCAAAGCAACAAAGAACGUCGUCGUCCACGGAGCAAAAUCGGAUGCAACAACAACAUCAACAAGAGCAAGAACAAAGUAUAAGUUAUAGUAAUGUAUAUACUUCCACAAAUCUUAUGUCUCAGCCAUCUUUCAUGACUGGAGAUCCCACAUUUUCUUUCGCUUUCUCCCCCAGUUCCAUUCAAAAACAGUUGCAACCACAGGACCAGAUUGAUUCAGUGCAUUGGUAAGAAAAUUUAUUAUAUACCAAAACCAACGUUUUUGAUUUUUUUUUCUUUUUUUUAUUUGUUCUGGAUAUAUAGGGAACUCUUAUAUAUAAGAUACUAUAUAUUAUACUUAAUGUGUGAUACAUAUAUAUAUGAAUACAUUGUAAUUUAAUAUAUGUUAAUAUGUAAAUGUUUAUUAAUUAUUUGAAUAUUCGGCU
Ziziphus jujuba (common jujube) is the source of this 878-nucleotide messenger RNA. RefSeq names its product nuclear transcription factor Y subunit B-7. Bases 61 to 684 code for a protein of 207 amino acids. Gene Ontology annotation, cellular component: CCAAT-binding factor complex; nucleus. Gene Ontology annotation, molecular function: protein heterodimerization activity; DNA-binding transcription activator activity, RNA polymerase II-specific; RNA polymerase II cis-regulatory region sequence-specific DNA binding. The record is from RefSeq and is a predicted model, not a curated record. The transcript has a single exon. Gene Ontology annotation, biological process: regulation of transcription by RNA polymerase II. Lineage: Eukaryota; Viridiplantae; Streptophyta; Magnoliopsida; Rosales; Rhamnaceae.